UAUCGACAUAACCUUAAAACCAUAACAACAAAGUUUUCCGAUACAAGAUGGAUACAAGUGGUUGUGGUUGUUAAAUUUUAGAGUGACUAUAAAUAUGGAAGAAACUUAUCCAGAUUUUGAAACCUUCUACAGAUUUAAGAUCGCUUGCCAACGUAUGGUGGAAAAUCCUAAUGACGAGACAAAUCUUGAGCAACUAAACAAAUUGGUCAAAAAUGCUUCCAAGAAUUGUAUCAAAGUCGUACAACCUACGGUGCUUGCAUCGUUUUAUCCUAUAAUAAAGGCUAUCUCAGUAGAAGACACAAGGUUUGGUUCCAAGUUCAUACAUAAAUUAAUUGAUACUCUAACAGAUGUAUUCGAAAAAUCUAUAAUUGAUAAGAUGGGAAUAUUUUUUAAUAUGUAUUCACUUCUCCUUUAUGUAAUUUAUGAUUCCAGAGAAAAUAGAGUCCUACCAAUACCAGAAGAAAUGAAGCUCAGUGUUAUGCUUUGCACGAAAGCCUUGGCACGAUCUGUAUCAACUGAUCUUUUACCUGAACUGUAUAACAAAGUUAAUGCUCCUAAACUGUGCCAGAUGAUUUAUGUUGCCCUGGAGCUUGCCAAAUUCGAGAAGCUAAGAAGUUUGAGAAUUGCAGCAAUGGAAUGUAUAAUGUGCAUAGCACAAGUAUUUGAUGAUGAGAAUUUUCAUGACAUAGUACUCAGGAGGCAGUUGGCAGAAGUAUUUAUGUUUUUUCUACCUGGCAUUGCCAGUGGUAUACUGAAAAUUUUGUUGGAAGACUCUAAAGUUGGUUCUAAAGUACAAGCUGUAGCUCUCAAAACAUGGGGCAGAAUAGUGACUCUUGUUAUGCAAAACUACGAUGCGACUUCCAGUGUACCAAACAUUGUAGAGUUUACCAGAUCAGUGAAAAACGACUACAGUAAAGAUAAAGAUACGCCGAUAAAGAAGUGCACUAAUAAUGCUGAAGUUACCGAAUAUAUUGAAACUACUAAGUUAAACAAAAAGUUUUAUGUAUCGACGGAUCAAAAGUUGCAGAUGGUUGUAAAAGAUUUUUAUAAAGUGUUACAUUGUGCUGACGAACAGGUUCGUUUGGAACUUCUAAACAUGUGUCAAAUAAUUAUGAACAAUUGCUUAGGAACCAUGCCAUUAUCUUCUAGUCAUCUUAUAGAGAUAGUAAUUUCGCUUACAGAAGAUGCCGAUAAAGAAGUUUCUAAGAAAAGCACACAAAUAUUGAGUGAUCUAUCCAAUCUUCUUUCAUCGGAGAGUCUAAAAGCAUUUAUAGAAGGUCUGGAGGAAGGGUUUAUAACUGACAUAAAUGCGUUACCAAGAAGGUUUAACAGUAUCGAUGAGAAGGAGCAACUGGCAUCUUUGAACCUACUUAUAGGAUACUUAAAUUUGUUCGGGGAACACAAAUUACAACAGGUUUUGUUGUCUGCCAAUUAUCUAGACACGUUAUUAACAACCUUACUUUAUAUAUGUGAACUGGAAAAGUGUGAUAUCGGCCUAGUGGAAGAAUAUACUACCAAAGAUCUACAUUAUGUACAGGCAGUAACUCAACCUUGGAUGAAAUUUACUCGCUUCAAGGAGAAUACAACGCUGUACCAGGUUCAAAAACUAUGCAGUUUGUUAGGAAAAUACGGUACUUUUAGAUUGGUCAGCGAUUUUUUACUGGACGUUAUUAUGUACAACGAAGUCAAUAGGAAAGAAGCUAUAUUUAUAUUAAAUGAAGUUAUAUCAGGAAUAAAUAACGACAAAGAGGGGGUGGACAUAAUAGCGAAUAUUUUCGAAACGUAUAUUGAUGACAAGUAUUACCAAGUCCCUCUGGAGGUUAGCGAGGACGUCAACCGAAACGAAGUAUUGCAGAAUAUAAUUCAAGUGUGCCUAUUAACAGAAGGCAUAGGGAAAAUUGCCUUAAAGUUAAAGCAAGGCUUCCAUCAGUUUAUGUUAAAGAUUUUAUUCAUUGUUUUAGAAAAAACGGGCAGUUCAUAUGAAUAUAUCAAAAUUGCUGGACUAAAAACUUUACACGACAUAACAUCAGCUUGUGGCUAUUCUGACUUCAAUGAUCUGAUUACUUCAAAUAUAGAUUAUCUGACGUAUCACAUUGAAAGAAAACUAAAGUCUGCUCUUAAAGAGAACAGAGAACAUGCUUUAGACGUUUUGACAGUUCUAUUACAGUAUUGCACUGCAGAAAUUUUAGAACAUCUGAAAUAUAUUAUAAACACAGUGAUCGAUAGUUUCAAUGACUUUGGCAUAAACAUCAACUCCUAUCUCCAAGUAUUUAAAGUCACUGUCCAAGUAAUAAAUAGAUGGUGGCCAGUCGAAAUAAUUGACGAGGAUAUCAAGCCCAAAGCGGAAAAAAUAAAGGAAGUCGAGGACUUCAAAGUGACGGGCGCUGAUAAAGUUGAAGAUAAUUUCUCAGAUGAGAUUAUGGGAAAAACCGCCGAAGAGAUGUACGAAGAGGAUAGACUCAAAAAAGAAGAGCAGUUAAAAAUGGAUACUGAGGAAGUGGAAGAGGAAGAGUACAAAAAGCCAGAUCCACCGACAAGGAUAAAGAUAACCGUAUCGAUACUAAAACAGUCACUACAUUUUCUUCCGUCGUCAAUAAAAUCACGAAAAAUAUUAGUAUUAGAUAUUCUAACAGAUGGAAUUGAAAUUAUUAAAGAUUAUGAAGACGAACUUUUGCCCAUAGUGCAUCUAAUUUGGUCUCCUUUGGUCAGCAGAUUUGAUGAGACUGGUUUGCCAGUAGUUAUGACUCUUAGCUUCAAACUUUUAAUGGUGCUAGCAAGAGUUUCGAAAGAAUUUAUAAGGAUGAGAACUACAAAGGAAGUUCUUCCAAAAAUUCUAAAGUUUAUGAAUGAUCUAUCGAAGGACAGUCAUUUGAAAGAUAGGGGAGCCCAAUAUAGAUACUCACAAAACUACAAAUUCCAACAAAUAGUUCUGAGGAACUUGGCAAAAGUGUUGAUAUAUUUAGAUGUUGCCGAUGAACACGUACACAAAACCAUGGAUUGUUUCAGACUUUAUUUAAGUGAUAAACAACCUAAAGCGCUGCAGGAUGCAGCAUUACAUUUUUUCGUAUGUAUGGCUCGAUAUGAUCCUCCUACGGUUGUAAAUAAAAUAAACUCAUGGGAAAAGGAAGACUGUGAUGGAAACAUAAAAACUAUGUUAUUAGAUACAUUAAACCAUAAACAAACGGGGAUUGAAGAAUAACAUUGUGAUAAAAAUAUUUAUAUUGUUUAAUAACUUUCUUGUGAUAUUAGAAUUAAAUAUUUUUAUAUAUAUGUGCCACACUCAACAGUUGAAUAUAUAAUACGAGGCAUAUACUAAAAGUUUUGCACAAAUAAUAGAAGGAAAAAUCAGCUUUAUUGUCUUUCAAGGUAUUCGCCUUUAAGGUUAAUACACUUUUGCAGUCAAACAAACCAAUUCUCGAAGCAUUUAUGCCAGUCUGAAAUAGGUGUCUCAGAAAUGAGAUUUUCGUAUGCAUCGACCAGCUCAUGUAGCAUCUUAAAAGGUUUCCCCCGUAGAUUUUUUUAGUUCGGAAAUACAAAGAAAUCACAGGGUAUCAUGUCAGGAUUGCAUGGAGAAUGGCUCAUUAAAUUGAUGUUUUUCGUCUUCAAAUACUCGGAUGUUAUACUAACCGCGUGAAAGUAGCAUUGUCCUGAUAAAAAAGGAUGCUACAAUUCCAAUUAUUUUGCUAAGUUCAUCAAUUACUUCUAUACUAAAAUCACAAUAAAGAUGCACUAGAAAUAAACUAACCAAGACACGUUGAAUGUUACGUGGAGUACUCCUGAAUCAUGAUUUACAGUGUAUAAACUUUGUAAAUCAUGAUUUGUGAUUUACAAAAUUGCCGCAAAAAGACACUUGAGGAAACAAUGGCAACAAGCUAGGACUAUAGAAAACAAGAAAAAAUUGAACAAAGGCACCAAAGACUUGAAAGAGCUAAUCAUAGCAGAACAAAAUCAGGGAAUCCAGUGUUAUCUGGAAAGCCUUACACAUACAGAGGCCAUAGAUUAUUCGCUGUGGAAAGCAACGAAAAAAUUAAAAAGGUCGUACUUGCCUAAUCCACCAAUCAGAAAUGAUAACGCCUGUGCCAGAAAUGAUAAAGAAAAAUCUGAAGCUUUUGGCAAAUAUCUGAAAAAAGUCUUCAUGCCCUUUCCUUCAGAGUUAUCUGCUGAAGAAGAACACGAAAUUACCGACUAUCUAAAUGUACCCUUCCAAAUGGACCUGCCUCAUAACAAGUUCACUAUUAGAGAAAUCAAACAAACAAUUAUGGAAGAAAUUAACAUAAAACAGCUCCUGGUUUCGAUUUGGUGUCUGGAAAAAUUCUUCAAGAACUAUCCGAAAAGUGCUAUAGACUUAUUACUUACAUUUUUAAUUCUAUACUACGACUAAAUUAUUUCCCUAGCAUCUGGAAAGUUGCCCAGAUCGUUAUGAUAGCCAAGCCCGGGAAGAAAACAGAAGAGUUGUCUUCCUACAUACCGAUAAGUCUACUGCCAAUUCUUUCCAAGGUUUUUGAGAAGCUAUAUGUUAAAAGGCUAAAAACUAUAAUAGACGAAAGAAGAUAAUUCCAGAUCACCAAUUCGGAUUCCGCAAUAAACACGGGACAAUAGAACAAGUUCAUAGAGUGGUAAAUCAAAUCAAUAAGGACCUGAAUGGUAAAAGAUAUUGUUCAGCAGCUUUCCUCGAUAUAUCUCAGGCUUUCGACAAGGUGUGGCAUGAAGGAUUGCAAGUUAAACUAAUGAAGCUACUGCCCCAUCCUCACUUUCAACUUCUAAAAUCAUACCUGAGAGAUAGGCACUUCCAAAUAAAACAUGGAAGUGAAUUUACAGAGCUGCAUCCAAUAAAUUCAGGAGUUCCACAAGGCAGCGUACUUGGACCGAUUCUGUACUUAUUGUAUACUGCAGACGUGCCAUCAACACGACUUACCACUGUUGCGACAUUUGCCGAUGAUACAGCCAUUUUGGCGUCCCACACUGAGCCAACAUCAGCCUCUAGGAACCUGCAAACUAGUCUAAACAAGGUCCAAAACUGCCUAAAAAGAUGGCGUAUUAAAGCAAAUAGAUUGAAAUCAACACAUGUGACGUUCAGCCACCUGUUCAAUUCAUUGAUUGUCAACUUCCACAAUCUGAUAGCGCCAAAUACCUCGGAAUGCACCUGGAUCGACGACUGACUUAGACAAAACACAUAUUCACUAAGCGCAAGCAACUUGGCCUCAAAUUAAGAAACAUGUAUUGGCUCAUCGGUCGCAGAUCAAAACUCUCCAUAGACAAUAAAAUAUUAUUAUACAAAACAAUCUUAAAACCUGAGUGGACCUACGGCAUCCAGCUGUGGGGAACUGCUAGCAACUCCAACAUAUCCAUCUUGCAGAGGUUCCAAAAUAAAGUACUACGAACUAUUGUUGAUGCUCCCUACUACGUCAGUAACGAAAUCAUUCCGCAUGAUAAUAUUCCUUUAGAAUCCAUCAAAGAUGCCAUACAUCGUUUUAGUGUCAACUAUAGUGAAAAAAUGUCAGUGCACCCGAAUCGGUUAGCGGCCCAACUAAACGUGCGCGAUGCCAAUGAAAUCCGUAGGCUACAACGCCUACUGUCAUCCGAUCUAUCUAUAUCGCACAGACUUUAGUUUAGCUUUUUUAAGGAAAAUUAUUGUAAAAUCAUACCAACAAUGUUUAACUUAGGUUUAGAUAUAUUUAAAAGAGAUUAUCAUUGGAAUAAUACUCUACAUGUUAUCAGCUUCAUUGUCAGAAAAAAACGCUUAUUGCCUAAUAGGCAGGUUGCAAUCUCUCAAGGAGUUAAUAAAUAAAAAAAAUGUAUAUACAUUGUAAAUUAUGAUUAGGGAGUGCUCCUCGUAACAUUCAACGUGUCUUGGUUUGUUUAUUUCUAGUGCAUCUUUAUUGUGGUUGUAGUAUAGUUGUUUACCAUUCAGCAUUGACAGUUGAUGGUUUUUCGUUUCGAGCUCAUAGUAAUAUGAUGUGUAAUCAUCAGUUACAUGGUGCCAUACGAAAUUUGAGCUGCCUCUGUUGAAUCGUUUGAGUGCAGCACAAAUAGACACGUACCUCAAAUAUGAGAAAUUCAACGACUGCGCGUCUUUCUCACUGUCAAAUGGUCAAGCACAAUUCUAUUAACUUAACAUUAUUAUGCCAAUGAUGCACGAAUCUCAUGAUAACAUGUCGAUCUGCUUCAAUCAUGUCGCAUGCAGUAUCAAUUUCUGAGACUACAGCUGUGUAUUGUUGUUUAGUUAGGACAACUUUAAAAUCGUACAAAAUCAUCGUUUCUACCAUAAGAAAUGUUAAAAUUUAUGAAAAUUUUAUUAAUGAAGUCGAGUGCAUUUUGCGUCAUAAAAAAACUGGUACAACUCUUAUAACCGAAAAUCGUGUUUUUCAAGUUGUGUAAGUUGGUCGUGUUACAAUGUCAUUCUAAUUUCUAGGGCAACGUUGCCAGUUCAACGAAAAUAUUAUAUCAAACCAGCUAAAAGCAGGGCUGUGCGACAGACCGCAAGUUUUUAGUAGGUAUACUAAAAACUAAAAAAACAUCGAGCAUUCUCGAUUAGUCAGCCACAAUUAUUUAAACAUGCAUCCUAAAAAAUUCUCCUAUUAAUUUUGUAAUUUUCUAUCAUUUCAAUUAAGUACCCUUACAUUAAUUCGUGUUUUAUUAUGAUUUAUGACAGAUAUGGAUAUGACAUGAAUAAUGACAGAUAAUAAAUCUAGACAUGACUUUAAAUUAUUAUAUUUAAUUUCAAAUCGAGAGGUGUGAUUGGUUUCUCGUUAAGUAUGGCACAAAACUGUAUUGAGUUGUGGGAUACUAUAAUAGAAUAAAUAAAACACACUGGAAAAAUUAAAAUUUGAAAUUAAUACAAAAUGAACGACUUUUACAGUGAAUAAGUGUGGAAUUUAAAUAUAUGUAUUACAAUAAAAUUCGAAACUGCUGAAAUAUUAAUAUUUUGUCAUAGCUCCAAUAUUAUUAAUCACUGCUUGUAAUCUUCUGGGCACUAAGUUAAUUAAAUUUACUGCUAAACUUUCAUUUUGGCCAAGCUUAUUAUUCCGGCAAAUUGUUCUCGUUUUAUCACACUUACUUAAAUGACGUGCCAUCGUUCUUCUUCUUCUUCUUUUUGUUUUUGGUCUCGCUAGAAGGCGAUUGCCAGCACGAUUUAUAGGCGAUCUUGAUGUUGUCUGGCUCUAAGCCAUACAAAAAUCGCUGACUAUGUUCUUGUAAGAAGCUUUUGAUAAGGUGUGAUAUAAUUAAAUGAGAUUAAUUGGGCCAGGUUAAGUGUGAUUAACACAUAAAUUAAAUGACAAAUAGCAACAUAUAACACGAAUACAUAUAAACAUCGUUAAAAAUUUACUUAUGUCAUCGAGGACUGGACCUAGUCCGUUCUAUACAAUGUUUAAUCGUUUAAUUUUUCAGUGGUUAUAAGGGGAUUUUUUAAGAUUAACUUAAUCAUUUCUCUGAUUAUUAAAUUUAUUAGAUACGAUUUUUUGUUGUUAAUGAUAAAAGUAAUACCUGUCUAAUAACUUUAUAUAUUUUUGAACGUUAUUUUUUGUAUUAGAUUUAGUGCAUUCUGUUAUCUGUGAUGGGAACAACGCCGUGAUUCACUAACCAUUGUGUCCAGUCUGAACACAGGUUUACAUUGGGAAAAAAAGUGUACCAGUUUUUUAUGACGCGAAGUGUACCUUCCGCUCUCUGUGCAAACCUUUUAGUGCACAUCUCGUGCCUCACUAUAACCGACUCACUCAAUCAGAUAGUAUGUAAAAAACCUACUUCUACCCUUGCUCUCGAUGGUUGUAAAACAAACUCAAUGAGAUUUUAUGUAAAACAAUAUGAGACUUUUCUUUUAGAUUUAUUUUUAAUUAUUGCAGUUGAGUUCAAUUUUUUUCCUUGAAUUAUGAUUAAUUUGACAGCUUUUACUCGUUUAUGUAUAUAAUAAUAUUGUAAUCAGUUUUUUUAUACUGAAAAAAUAAACUUAUACGCCAGUUAAUGAGAGCAAGAACAGGAUAUUACCUCCGAAUUCUAUCCUACUGCAUGGAUUUUAAUCAAAUUUUGGGAAUAUCCUCUACUUAUCUCCUAAUUCAAAGUCUACCCUAUAUACUAUGGCGCUUUUAUCUUAAGGGCGCCUCCAAGGGGGUGAAAAAAUUUUUCGUCAAAAUAGUCACGGAAGUGGCUACAUAAUCUAAUUCUAAGCAAAAACUGUUACUAUACUUUUUUUUUAAAUCUCAAUACUUUUUGAGUUAUUCAUGAUUGAAAAUUGACUAUUUUCAUUGAAAAAUGACACCCUUUCGGACGGUUUUUUGCGAAUACUUUAAAAACCACGCAUCUAACUAAAAAAACUAUAUAAAACAUUUUUGUAGCUUAUAAAAAAACAAAGAUUCGUUCCUUCAUAAAUCUUCGAGUUAUAAUACGAAAAGAGAUAGAGUAGGUGAAAAGAGUUUGUUUUUUUUUGGUGCAUGCUCAAAUCGGUGUAUUCAACUUGAAAUAACAGAGAAACGGUAGAUUUUAGAUGUAUAAUGCUAUCAAUACCUUUUGUAGUGCUUCAAAAGACCUUUAAAAUUAGCGAUAUUAAAUGUCGAUUAUGUUCAAACUAAGCGAGAUAAUAAUAUGCUGCAAGAACAAUAAUUGUUCUAAUGUUUCAAUUAUUGAUGACUGAUGUAUUUUAAGAAAAAAUGAGAUGUGUAUUUAACCCCUCAUCCAGCAGAAUUUAGAUGCAUCGUAUUCCUUCUACAAUAACUUUUAGUAUAGUGUUAUUUCUAUGUUCAAAAAGGUUGACGGGUUUAUAAUGAGUGGUUUUUGAAAAAAAAAAAUAAGAUCAAAUUAGAGCGCAUUUUUAAAUUUUUUUAAAAAUCUUCCUUUUUCUCCAUGUAACUUGAAAAUGAUGAGAUACAGUAAUGAAAAACAAAAACGAAAUUUUUAUCUAGAAAAAUCCUACAUUUUUGUAUGCUAUCUUUUUUUCGUAUCUAUUAUCAUUUUCGAGUUACAUGGAGAAAAAGGAAGAUUUUUAAAAAAAUUUAAAAAUGCGCUCUAUAAUUUGAUCUUAUUUUUUUUUCAAAAACCAUUCAUUUUAAAAGCAUCCUACUUUUUGAACAUAGAAGUGACACUAUAGUAAAAGGUAUUGUAGAAGGAAAACGAUGCAUUUAAAUUCUGGUGGAUGAGUGGUUAAAAAUACUUCUCAUUUUUUCUUAAAAUACAUUAGUCAUCAAUUUCUUUGCAGCAUUAUCUCGCUUAGUUUGAACGUAAUCGAAAUUUAAUAUUGUUCAUUUUAAAGGUCUUUUCAAGCACUACAUUGUUAUUGGUAGCAUUAUACACCUAUAAUCGACCGUUGGUCUGUUAUUUCAAGUUGAAUACACCGAUUUAAACAGGCACAAAAAAAACAAACUUUUUCACCUAUCUCUGUAUUUUUUUUCUAAGCUACAAAAAUGUUAUAUAUAGUUUUUUUAGUUAGAUGCAUAGUUUUUAAGGUAUGAACAUAAAACCGUCCGAAAAGGUGUCAGUUUUCAAUGAAAAUGACCAAUUUUCAACCACGAAUAACUCAAAAAGUAUUGAGUUUUCUAAAAAAAAAUUAUAGAACAGUUUCUGCAUAGAAUUUGGUUUUCUAGCCACCUCCUUGAUUAUUUUGACCCAAAAAUUGUCCACCCACUUGAAGGGGUGGGAACCGCCACCAAGAUAAAAAGCGGCAUAGUAUAUAGGGUAGACUUUGUUUCUUGAGCUAUUUCCUACUUACUGUGAAAAUGUCAAGUAAAUCGGUGUAGUAGGAUGGAAUUCGGAGCCAAAUACCCUCAUUGACUGCCCUAUUAAUAGGUUUUCGAUAAUCGAAUAUCCUAGGGCGGUCCGAUAAGUGCUCAGCCUCCAAAAGAAAAACGAAAAUUUUGAAAAAGUGGUGAUUUAUUUCUGAACAUAGUCUCCUUUUAGCUCGAUACACUUGACCCAUUGAUGCUCCAACUUCUUUAAGCCGUCUGAAAAAUACGUUUUCUCGAGGUCAAUUUUCGACUUCAAUUUCUGCCCGAAGAGUGACUUUUUCAAGUUAAGAAACAAAAAAAAGUCGUACAGGGCCAAGUCUGGAGAAUACGGUGGAUAGAAUUGUAGUUCGUAGUCCAAAUCAACCAGUUUGGCUAUGUGACGGCGGAGGUGAGAACCGGUGCGUUGUCAUAGUGGAAGAACACUUUUGCCUUCCCCAAUUGGGGCUGCUUUUUCUGAAAUUGAGCGUCGAAUCGACCCAAUAAUGCGGCACAGUAAAGCUCUGACAGUUUUGUCCUUUUCAAGGAAGCUGAUAUACAGGGUGAUUGAUUAGUUAAAGCUCAAUAGAUCCGCUAUAGUAAUAAAUAGCAAUAAAAGUUAAUAACAAAAAUUGUAGCCAACUUUGCCCUUAACAUUACAAAAUUAGUUAGAAUGUUACAGGUUGUUCUAUAACACAGUGGCAGACCAAACUUAUGUUUUUUUAAAUGGAACACUCUAUAUUUUAUUUUAUAUUCGAAAUCCUGUUAACUUCUCUAUCACAAAAAUAUAAAGGUUUGUUAUGUUAUACAGGGUAUUUACAAAGUUAUAACCAAGUUUGUAUGAAAAUCGUAACAAGUUUAACUCCCUGUAUAAAUAAAAAUAAGCACAACAGCAAUGGUUCAAUAAUGCCAUAUUUUUUUAUUUAUUGUCAAAAUUUUCAAGAAUGAUUGAUAUUGCUAAUUUUCUGUAUAUCAAAUACAGGGUGAGUCAAAACGCAAGUACAUUAUUUUCUCAGUAAUGUUAAAUGGAACACCCUGUAUUUUAUAUCAUAAUUGAAAAGUAACAUUACCGUACUUUAAUUUUUAUAUAGUAUUCCUCAUGUCCAAAUUUAUUAGUUUUUGUGAUAUUUUCAUUUUUCAGAGCACAAAUUAUUUUAGGUGUCUAAAUUUAUCUAAAUUUUAAGUAAGCCAUGACUGAUUUGACAAUUGACGAUUACUGAUUAUCAAUCCGGUAAUCAAUGUAACAAUUUAGCAAAUAAAGAAAUAAAAAUUAUUUAUUAGUAAUACAUUU
Messenger RNA from Diabrotica virgifera virgifera (western corn rootworm), 10980 nucleotides. It is a transcript of the gene Tti1, whose product is annotated as TELO2-interacting protein 1 homolog. Gene Ontology annotation, cellular component: cytoplasm. Gene Ontology annotation, biological process: chromatin remodeling. NCBI's taxonomy places the organism in Eukaryota, Metazoa, Arthropoda, Insecta, Coleoptera, Chrysomelidae. The transcript has 14 exons. The record is from RefSeq and is a predicted model, not a curated record. Bases 95 to 3199 code for a protein of 1034 amino acids.